GCAGAGGAUACAGCCAUAGAGCCACGGCAUCUCAGAGGUACUGUGUGGACAGCAAUCGCUGGUAUGAGAAACACACAGCAGAAGUCUGCAGUCGUGUGAGGAGAGUCACUUUUUCUAAAAAUCUGAAACAGAAGUGUCUCACAAGAAUGUGCGUGAAGAUGUGAGAAGAGAACGGGCAACAGGCAUCUGAACCAUCUAAACUUAGUGUGUGUGUGUGUGUGUGUGUGAGAGAGAGAGAGAGAGAGAGAGAGAGAGAUCAAAUGCAUAAAAAAUAAUGUGUGUAAGCGCUGGAAGAAUCUGUAGUUUCCAGAUUGUCCUUGCUUUUUAAUGCAUAUAAAUAAAACCAAACAUAAAUGCCCAUGUCUGAUUUUUCAUUUCUUUAACUUCACCCACUCAAUUCAAAACACAAAGAAUCCUUUACAACCCCCACUUCCUGUUUGAUCUUCACCCGAGUUCCUGUCCACACAAACACACACAACGGCCAGUUGUUUGUGAAGGCAAAUUACCAGAUCGGUUCAGGACCUCUGCCCUGGAUAAAAGUCUCCUGCAUGCAGAGCUCAGGUUCUGAAGUGAAGAGUUUGGAUGUGCAUGUCUGAUCUUUAAAACCCUCCGUACACCUUCCAUUGAAUUGAAUCCCCCAAUCUGAUGGUGUGAUCGGAUCAUCUGUAGAGGAAUAAAGAUGAAACUACUGAUUAUUCUUCUGUUCACCCUGCAGAAAGUUCAAAGCACUCCUAUUUUCUGCCCAGAAACUAGUGACCUUGGUUCUGAUCAGCUUCUGAUUGGUUGUCUGGGUGUGCAGUUCUCCUGGCUGUAUGCUGUAUUUGAUGACCUGCUGUCAGUGCUGGAGUUUGCUGUUCAUCUGCAUUGUGAGACCGGACUUUGUCCCGCGGACAUCCUAAACCAUGGGCAUUACUGCAGUAAUGCAAACACAUGGGACAAAGCACACACACACAUACAGCCAGCCAACACACUCGACAGUUGUUGUCUUACCCACUGGAGAUGUUAUCAGGGUCUAAAGGAGAGAAACUGCAGUCGAAGGAUCCCAACACACACCAACUACACCUGCGGCUACAACUCCAGCUGUGACAUGCUGGAUUUCUGCGAUGAGGGAUUCUGCCGUUGUGAUCAGUCAGUUAUAGACUGCAUCAGCUCUAACUAUCCUAACAAACAGGAUGGAAAUAACCAACCAAUCACAUUACAGACAGAUCUUCUUGAUAAUGACACUUACACCAGCGAGAUGUUUAAUGUAACAGACAGGCUGGAGCUUUAUCCAUCAGACUUCGACAUGUAUGGAGUCAAUGACACACUAAAUGAGACUAUGAGCAACUCCACCACUGAGCUGAUGUUGGUCAACGGCUCUCAAACCAGCAAUAUCCACAGCACAGAGAACCCUGGGAUAUAUCAGACUGGUCCAGAGGAGAAUAAAACACAGGAGCUAGACAGAAACUCAGAAAGAGGAAGUGAUGUAGAGAGAGAGGAAGAGGAGGGGAUGGAAUAUGAAGAUGAUGUCUUCAAUGUGACUGCUGUGCUGACAACAGAAAAAUGGGACGGAGUCACAGAGGAAAACGUUUUUUUUCCUACCCACAAUGCUACGGACAUAAGCGCAAAUAGUGAACUGACAGGUAGCACGGUGCUAACCUUAACAACAGAAACGGUCACAUUCUCACCACACGCAAACACACUUCAUUCUACAUCACACACAAUAUCACCAACCUCUCAAACACACACUGACUCACACCCUGAUCACCACUCAAGUGAAGAAGAGGAGGAAAGCGAUGAAGAAGCUGAAGACAACACGUUAAAACCCUCUGCGUACACAACAGCACACACAACACACACUGUAAAACCUCUUACACACAUAUCUGCACAUAUUACAGGUACACACAAAACAACUCUUCUCAGAGAAAACACUGAAGAAAAGGAGGAUGAGUAAGUAGAGGACACAGAAGAAGAACAAGAAACAGAACAGAAAACACAAACCAGCCAAAGCCCUUAUACUCUUCUGAUGACCACACCCACUCAAACCAUAACCAAUCAAUACUCUCAUCACAGAAUAACCACAUCCAAAGCAACCAAUGAAAAUGCAGCAGAACGAGACGGUGAGGAGGAAGAGAUAUCAGUUGAAAAAACAGAGAAAGAUAGUGAAGAAGACAUGGGCAUGGACAGCACAACAAAACCAACAUCACACUUCACACCAGCCAAUGCAAACUCACAUGGAUCCACAUCUAAAGAAAACCAAGAAAGUGAUGAAGAUCAACAGAGUAGUGAAGACGGUGAUAAAACAAGUGUUGUGGGGCACAAUAACAUUUUCUCUUUGAAUAACCGAACCACUGCUAGCUCUUCAAUGCCCACCAUCAUGACACCAGGUUUCACGGCCAAAGUUUCCAAUUGGAUCAAUCCAGCGCCGUUCCCUAAACCUUCUGUACAGAACGCAUCCCCAAAACCAACUGCACACACAACUUUAAAACCAACAAUGAACCACAUAACAACAUCUACAGCUCUCCACAAGCCCAUCAGCAUUCCUGAAAAUAUUCCUCAACAUCAGAAACCUACCCAUCUACCCCUGCACCCGCCACCUGCCGCUCUGGUGACUCCCACAGCUCAGGAAGAGUCUGCUGAGGAAGAGGAGCAGGAGAAAGAGGAAAUGAAAGAGCCGUCUGACAGCUCACAGGAAUCAGAGAAGAGAGGUUCUGCCCGGAUUCAGAGGCGGGCGCUGCCAUUCUCUGCCUGGUCUCUGCUGGAGGCUGCAGGACUUUCAGAUCUAGAAGAGCAGAAAGAAAGUGAAGAAUGUAGCAUGUCUCUCUUCCAGUAUGAUACCGCUGGACAGGUGCUAAAGGAUAUGUCUGCUUUGGGAGAAAUGCUCAACUGUCUGACAGGACGAUGUCCUCACGAAUAUCAACACUACGGCUGCUACUGUGGACAGCAGGGAAGAGGAAAACCAGUAGACCAGCUGGACCGGUGCUGUUUUCUGCAUCAGUGUUGUUUGGAACAGCUGAGUGCUCUGGGCUGCAGGAGAAACAGAAAACUCAAUGCUCAGAUCAGCUGUCAAAAAGGAAAGCCACAAUGUGUGGGUACAAGCGUGUGCAACCGUCUGCAGUGUGUCUGUGACCGUUCCACCGCUGAGUGCAUGGCUGCCUCCUUCUUCAAUCAAUCAGUCACCUCAUCAUGUUCUGGGCCCCGCCCACCAUGUCACCGCAAUCCACAUUCUUCAAUGCAAUCGGCCAAUCAGGACUCUAGUGAGGAGAGCAAUGAGAUGAGCCCACAACGUCCACAACUAAACACACAAAACCAGUCAAACAUACAAGUCCGGCCACAAAUAUCGACAAGUGGAAAGAACCCCACACACAGUAAAACAGAAGGAGGCAACAAACAGGAGGAGGAGGAGGAAGAGGAGGAGCCAGGAAAAGAAGAGGAAGAAGAAUUGGAACAGUAGAAUGAGCUCUUUCUAUAUUUUUUAUUGUCCGGGAGCUCUAAAUUAUAGAGGCAUCAGCAAAAAAAUAUAACAGACUUCAAAAAAUUAAGAUCAGCUAUUCCUCAUCAGAUAAGGUUCGAUCCAUAAAAAAUUGCAUGGAUCUGAUAGAAGUGAGCAACUGUACAGGUAAAAAGCACACCUGUUACAGGUCAUUUGAGCACUCUUGUAUAAGCAAAUCUUUCUGACAGAAAUAAGAGAUGCCAUCCAUCUCCAUUAAAAAGCUCUCUUCUAGGACCACUGAACAAAAUAUUGUAUUGUAUUGUCUGUAAUCAUUGUAUUUGUAUUUUUUUUUUUGUAUUUUUAUAUUUCUGAACAUCUUGUUUAAUCCACUUAAAGUGAUAGUUCACACAAAAAUUCUGUAAUCAUUUACUCACCCACUUGUCAAAACCUUCAUGACUUUCUUCUGCAGAACACAAAAGAAGAUAUUUAGAAGAAAGUAGGUAACCCAACAGCACUGAACCCCAUUUACUUCUAUUGUAUGGACACAAAACCAAUGCAAGUGAAUGGGGUUCAGUUAACAACAUUUAUCUUAUUUUGUGUUCUGCGGAAGAAAGUCAUACAGGUUUGAAAUGACAAAAGGGUGAGUAAAUGAUGACAAUUUUUAUUUUUGGUUUAACUAUCCUUUUAAUAAUAGAUUUUUUUUUCAAAUGUAAUAAAAAAAUAAAAACAUUUGUCGUGGUGAAAUUGCUGCCUAAAUCCUUACAGAUUAAUAGAAGUUAGGAAAAUGCUGUAGUGUUUCCUGAAACUUUCUUAAUUUUUUUCUGGGAAUUUUAUAAACACUGUCCUGAAAUGUUUGGGUCAUAUUUAAAGAA
Molecule: messenger RNA, 4284 nt
Organism: Triplophysa rosa
Lineage: Eukaryota; Metazoa; Chordata; Actinopteri; Cypriniformes; Nemacheilidae
Gene: oc90
Product: otoconin 90
Exons: 18
Biological process (GO): lipid catabolic process; phospholipid metabolic process; arachidonate secretion
Molecular function (GO): phospholipid binding; calcium ion binding
Source: RefSeq, a predicted model, not a curated record